AUGGCCUGCCCAGGAGUCAGGUCAGAGGCUGGCCCAUGCAAUGGAAAGGGACGUUGCUUCGAUGACCAGUUAUCUGCAGACUUUCUGACACAGCAAGGGCUCACGGUCAUCCAGCCACUGGGCAACGGCAGCUGCUGGUGCAACACGCCUUUUCUCGGUGCAGAUUGCAAUGAGGGUGAAUGUCCUGCGGGCACAGAGUUAUCUCGAUUUUCAAACGGAACACUGAGCUGCACCUCAUGCCUGCCUGGCUUUGGAAAGGAGGCUGCUGGCAACCGUCAAUGCCAAGCCUGCGAGCCUGGCAUGUUUUCCAAUGGCUCCGGUUUUUGUCAACCGUGUGAGGCAGGGAUGCGCCAGGCCAGUUAUGGCCAAGCUGCUUGUGAAUUUUGCCAACCAGGUCACGCCCCGAGGGACGAUGCCAAAUUUUGUUUGUCUUGUUCCCGGGGCACUUAUGCGGCCGCCGGGGAUGCUUCUUGCCAACCAUGUGAGCCCGGUAGUUAUCAGCGCGACACUGGACAAACCUUCUGCGAAGUGUGUCCUGCAGGUUUCACAACUGAUGAGGACCGCACCGCUUGCAACCGGUGUCAGGCAGGCACCUUUAGCAAGGACUCGCUUACGGGUUGCCAGACCUGUGGUGGCUUUACCACACCCAACGAGCAGCAAACGAACUGCAUCCCGUCUUGGGCGAAGCUUGCAGGCGCAGUGGUGUUCACAUUCUUUGCGGCAUUCUUCAUGUGGCUGCUGCCGUUCUUGAUAGGGAUCAAGCGUCACAUUGCUGAUGUGUCCUGGCUGCCCACGGACGAAGCGGUGAUUCUCACCACCCAGCAAAAGCAUCAGUUCUCCUCGAAAUACAUCCCCGUGGUGUUUCACGAUACAGGUGUGAGUUGGCUGCAGGAAAGCACUGAAAGCACCACGGAAGAUGGUGAGACUAAGAGUGCUCCGACCAUCUCCAUCAUGUACGUGAAAAGGACAUCUCCAACCCAGCUUCAGAUCUAUACAGAGCCUGGUUGUCCCUUGGCCCAGCGUGCGGAAACCUCCAUCGGCACCUUUCAACCGACGCCUUUGGCAGAAGUGUUUGGAAGCGUUUUCUUGGGUAUACCUGUUGUCCUAUGGAUGGGAGUCUCUAUUGCAGGAAUGAUUGCUAUCGCCUUGCUGAUUCACAUUCCCUGGUGGUACUAUAUCGCAACCUUUGUUUUUGACUUUUUCGUGGUAUUAGCGCUGCGGCUGCUACAGAGAAGGCACGAUGCUGCAACCCCUUUGCAGGCCUUGCUUGCCAGCUACAAGGCAAAAGUGAUGACCAAUCCAACUCCUUGUGAUCCAGGACCUCUUCGAUCAGUCAACGUGGGCAAACUCUGCAAGUUUGAGGAACACUUUCGUUCAAUCCUGCAGAGAAGAAGCAUGUACUACGUUU
Messenger RNA from Durusdinium trenchii, 1408 nucleotides. The record is from the annotation of a GenBank genome assembly. NCBI's taxonomy places the organism in Eukaryota, Dinophyceae, Suessiales, Symbiodiniaceae.